Messenger RNA from Hypanus sabinus (Atlantic stingray), 3923 nucleotides. RefSeq names its product cysteinyl-tRNA synthetase 2, mitochondrial (gene cars2). Gene Ontology annotation, molecular function: ATP binding; cysteine-tRNA ligase activity. Gene Ontology annotation, biological process: cysteinyl-tRNA aminoacylation. The record is from RefSeq and is a predicted model, not a curated record. Lineage: Eukaryota; Metazoa; Chordata; Chondrichthyes; Myliobatiformes; Dasyatidae. Gene Ontology annotation, cellular component: cytoplasm. The transcript is spliced from 15 exons. The coding region runs from base 47 to 1783 and encodes 578 amino acids.
UCCCGUUUAUUGUCCCGCCCCCCGUGGCCUGUGCUGCGGUAGCGCCAUGAGGAGCUUGCUUGGUCGUCGGUGUUGGAGCGCUGCCCCUAGGCGUCUGUGGUGCUCCGUGAGCGGAGAUCAGGCUCGGAGCUUGCAGCAAGAACGGCCUGGCUCUUGCGGUCGCGGCGGAACUGAGAACGGCCACCCAGCCGGCCUGCAAGUCUACAACAGCCGAACGGGCAACAAGCAGCCUUUGGUGCUGUCGGCCCCUGCCACUGCCUCCUGGUAUAGCUGUGGACCGACGGUAUAUGACCAUGCUCACCUUGGACAUGCAAGCUCGUAUGUUAGAUUUGACAUCAUAAGAAGAAUAUUGACCAAUAUCUUUGGCAUUGAUGUCAUCAUGGUGAUGGUUAUCACAGAUAUUGAUGACAAAAUAAUACAGAGAUCUAAGGAGUUGAAUAUUCCCCCGAAAGUACUUGCAUCCAUUUAUGAACAAGAUUUCAAACAGGAUAUGGCAAGCUUAAAGGUUCUGCCACCCACAGUAUAUAUGCGAGUAACUGAUAACAUUCCCCAGAUUGUGAAAUUCAUAGAGGGAAUCAUCUGCAAUGGUCAUGCCUAUUCUACCUCCAAAGGAAAUGUGUAUUUUGACAUCCAGUCUAUUGGUGAUCGUUACGGAAAGUUUACCAAAGUGUGCGGUCACGUCACUGAAGAAUUGGAUGAAAGUGAUAAACGACGCAGCAGGGACUUUGCUUUGUGGAAAACAUCAAAACCAGAGGAGCCGUUUUGGCCGUCCCCAUGGGGAAAUGGUAGACCUGGCUGGCACAUUGAGUGUUCGACAGUUGCAAGCUCUGUAUUUGGAAAUCAACUGGACAUCCAUUCUGGUGGAAUAGACCUGGCCUUUCCCCAUCAUGAGAACGAGGUUGCUCAGUGUGAGGCUUACCACCAGUGUGAGCAAUGGGGAAAUUACUUUUUACACUCUGGACAUUUGCAUUUGAAGGGAAGUGAAGAAAAAAUGUCAAAAUCUUUGAAAAAUUACAUCACAAUAAAGGAGUUCUUGGAAAAAUUCACCGCAGAUCAUUUCCGAAUGUUUUGCCUUCUGUCAAAAUACAGAUCAGCGGUGGAAUUCAGUGAUGCCAGCAUGAUGCAAGCUGGAAACCUUCUCCACUCCAUUGCAGCUUUUAUUCACAACGCCUCUGCUUACAUGAGAGGGCAGUUGAUCUGCUCGUCAAUCAAUGAAACCUUGUUAUGGGAAAGGUUAAAUGCAACUAAAGCUGAUGUGAAGGCUGCCUUCGCUGAUGAUUUUGACACCCCAGGGGCUACUGAUUCAAUUAUAAAUCUUAUUCACUAUGGCAACAGACAGCUUCAAACUGUUUCCACGCAGGAAAGAGAUUACCCUCGAAGUCCUGCUGUGUUCGGUGCAAUUGUUACUUAUAUCAAACGGUUCCUGGAUGAUGUUGGUAUUUCUCUUGAUGAUGGUCAGCUACUGACAACAGACAGAUCUUCAGCCACCCUUCACACUGUUGCCGAGCAGUUGGUGGCUUUUCGCCAGGAGGUCAGGAACUACGCUCUCGCAGUGAACGAGCAAGAGGCAAGCUGCAGAGGCAGAGAGCUGAGCAAGGAAGAGGAAGAGCAACAGAGGGAGCGUAGGAGGCAGCUAAAGAUUGAGCGACAGCCUCUCCUGAGAGCCUGUGACUCACUGCGGAAGGAUCUUGGUGCCAUUGGAAUCAACAUAAAGGAUAGAGGGACUUCAUCAUCUUGGGAGAUGACCCCACAACUCGCUAACAGAAGCACAGGUGAAAGCUGACCAUUGACAUCUGACCGUAGGGAGACGAUGUUGCACAGUGCUCUCUGGAUGUUAUUUCUGCUGUGAGCGGAUCAGCUGAACUCAACAUUAGCCACACAGUGACGGGCUGAGCCAGAGGACUGAUUCAACAUGAUUACUAUCCCAAAUCUCUAAUCAUGAGUUUUCCUGGUCUGAAGCUGGACUGCAGAAACACUUCCUUUCAACAUGUAUGGCAAGCACACUGCUCUCAGGGAAGGAACAUUUCCAACCAGGGAACCAUCAGUCAUUCAGCAAGACUGUAGAAAGCUCUGAUCAUUGUGGUGUUGUGUAUCAAUGUAUUCAUCACCAAUAAAAUGAAAGUGAAUAUGACAAGCUGUGAUUAAUUCCUAGACUGAAGAUUUGUACUUGUAUAAAGAUGCAGCUGUUUCUGCGUGUGGCCAUCGGGAAUGCCUCAGUCACUGCUGCAUUUACCCCAAUAUGUCCAUCUCUGCUGAUAGAGAAUGGGGAGUGAGGUGGAAGAAACCUUUUAAACUCUUGUGGAAAGUGAUAUAUAAAAUCAUGAGGGGCAUGGAUAAGGUGAAUGGUCAGCCGUCCUGGGUAGGGGAAUCCAUAACUGGAAAGCAGCAUAGUAGCAUGGCAGUUAAAGUAACACUAUUACAAACCAACAAUCAACGAUUUCCCUUUUCUGCCUGUGACUGCGUGGUUUCCUCCCACAUUCCAAGGACGUGCUUUGCUGGUGCCAGGAUGCAUGCGGGCAGCCCAGCAACAGACUCAUUUCACUGUUUCAAUGCACACACUACAAAUGAAGCUUUUUUUUCUAUCUUUGUCACAGAGGAGCCAUACAUUUCCAUUUUGCUCAAUAAUACCAAGUAUUAACUAGUAAACAAUUAUUUUUAGUAUCUUAUGGCGUAGGAUUUUGGAAUCAGUUACUUCCAUGUGCAGCCUAAGGCAGAGAAGUUAAUUCAGUUCAAUGUGUAAUUAGUUGUAAUCUAUAGUAGUGUAUAUUGAACUGGCAGUAGAAGCAGCUACAAUUCUGAUGAUUAAAAAGACAGUUGGACAGGCACGUGGAGGAGAGGGGAUCUGGGCCAAACACAGGCUGAUGCAACUAUCUUGGAUAGACGUCCUGGUUGGCAACAGUUAGUUUCUAUGCUGCAUGACUUGACAUUUUACACGUUCCUGUUCAACUAACAUUCAGUAGCAACACUGCACAUUCGCGGGGAAAGUGAAGGUGUUUAUUUUAAGCACAGCGCUGAGAUUAUUCUGUUGUUGGAUUUUACUCAUUGUUGUCUCUGUCCUGCUAGUGAGACACUACAAUAUGGGCAAAACCCAGCACCACAGUUUGCAGAUAGCACUUUGAAGAAAAGGUAUAGUAGGUGGUCUCUUCUGUGGAACCCGGUGUUUCCACUGUUUAUAUUUGUAAAGCUGUUCUCAUUUUCAGAAGAGCUCUGCUCUCUAACUACAUUCCCAAUACAGCUGACAUCUGUUUCCUGGGCAACAUGCACUCAAUGUUCUGCUAAGCAGCAAUGACAGGAAAACUACUAUAAGUCCAUCCAGCUUAAGAUCUAAUGAACAUGUGUCUUAUGCUGGUUUAGGAGUGUAGAUUCUGACAUUAAGCAUGGUCAGUGAUAGGGCAGAACCAAUUCAACUCCAGCUGCCAUGUGGAUGUAAUUAAUGCAACCCUGGCCCAACACCACUGACACUCUUGUCUGUGGUAUCAACACAGUGAGGGAGCAGCAGGUAAGUCAGUAGGGCAAGGGGACUGGAAACGUUAUCAGGUCUUUUUAAGCUUUGCCAGUUGUGAUUGGCACUGAGCUCCGUGAAAGAACAUGUAAGUAUUAUAGUUAAAGAGCAUUAGAUAAAUAUAGGAAAGAGUCUAUGAACAACAGGAGGAUAUCAGAGGGGUCCUGGGCUCAGUGGCACAAGUUGUCCCAGGUCGAGAACUGUACACUACCAAAAGAGUGAAGGGGCAAAGUGUCUUCCUGCGGCAAACAGAAAUCUGGGCAGGAGUUAGCAUUCAAGCGCAGUGGAUGGUUUUCUGAUUUCGAGUGAGUAUAGAGUGGAAAAUCACUGCUGGUGAGAAAACUUGUCAAAUUAUUGUAGAUGACAACAGGUAAUGUUUGUAGUCAUACAGAAUUGCAAUGGGCCCUCCAGCCAGCCUAUA